UGCGGAGGGGUCCGUUCAGAGCCCUCGGGUCUUCGGUUGGCCUUGGCCGCAACGCCUGUAGUGCGCGUGCGCGGCGUCGCGGACAGGGUUUCCCCCGCAGCCCGGACUUGGUACAGGCGGGCGGUUGGUGCGGUCGGCAGCUGCAGCCCGGGGCGCGCUUUUCAAAUCGUUCCCCGACUGACUUGCACCGACAUGGAGGGGCGGCUGCUGAGGGGCCUCCCCGCGCAGCAGGGCUGCAACAUCCGAGAGAAAAUAGACUUAGAAAUCCGAAUGCGAGAAGGGAUAUGGAAGCUGCUCUCCCUGACUACCAAAAAAGACCAGGUUUUACACGCAGUCAAGAACCUCCUGGUCUGCAAUGCCCGGAUAGAGGCGUACACGGCGGAGCUCCAGAGGUUAGAAGAACAGAUUGCGAAUCGACCUGGAAGACGUGAUGUGAGUUGUGAGAGGCGAGAAAGACGGCCCUGCAGAGGGAAGAUUGCCUUGUCAGAUAUUCGAAUACCACUGAUGUGGAAAGACUCUGACCACUUCAGUAAUAAAGAAUGCACACAGCGCUACGCCCUCUUUUGUUUAUUCCGGAUGGGAGCGGAAGUGUUUGAUACCGACAUGGUGAUUGUGGAUCAGACAGUCACAGAUAUAUGUUUUGAAAACGUCACCAUAUUCCACGACGCCGGACCAGACUUCCGGAUAAAGGUGGAGGUGUACAGCUGUGGUGCAGAGGACUCCAACUUCACCAACACCCCCAGAAAGCUGGCUAAAAAGUUGAAGACGUCCAUCAGUAAAGCCGCCGGGAGGAAGAUAAGCUCGGCGCUUCAGGAAGAGAACCCAGAGGCGUGCUUGCUCGUCAGCUCCGUCGCAGGCGCGAAGUACCAUCUGCUAGCUCAUACCACCCUGACCUUGGAAAGUGCCGGGGACUGCUUCAAGACCCAUAAUCUGUCUAUUAACGGCGAUGAGGAGUGUUCCUUUUGGCUCCCGCUGUACGGCAACGUGUGCUGCCGGUUAGUGGCCCAGCCAGCUUGUAUGGCUGAAGAUGCGUUUGCAGGAUUCCUUAAUGAGCAGCAAACAGUCAACGGUCUGGUUGGCUGGAGGAGGCUGUACUGUGCUCUGAGGGGGGGCAAACUCCACUGUUUUUAUGGACCAGAAGAAAUUGAAGCUAACGUGGAACCAACUCUGGUGGUUUCCAUUGACAAGGAAACCAGAAUUCAGGCCAUGGAAAAGGAUUCAAAGAAAAUACAUCAUUUCUCUGUCGUCAACACUGUUGCUGGGCAAGCAGUGACUCACAUCUUUGCGGCUGACAGCCUAGAGGACCUUCAAGAGUGGAUGAGUGCCUUCCGGCAGCAUUUCUUGGAUCUUAGCCAAUGGAAGCAUUGUUGUGAAGAACUUAUGAAAAUUGAGAUUAUGUCACCACGGAAACCACCUUUGUUUCUAACAAGGGAGGCGACCUCCGUGUACUACGAUAUGAGCAUCGAUUCACCUGUGAAACUUGAAAGUUUAACCGACCUAAUACAAAAGAAAAUUGGAGAGACGAAUGGGCAGUUCCUCAUUGGUCAGGAGGAAGAAUCCGCACCACCCCCGUGGGCCGCAGUCUUCGAUGGCAAUCAUGAAAUGGUCAUCCAGAAGAAAGUGUUGUCCUCCGAGGGCAAACCGACCCCUGACGGGAAGAGGAAAAAGAGGCGAGCGCCACUUCCUCCUACAGACCAGCUUCCCUUCAGCAUGAAGACGCAGGGUGGCACCGAUCAAUCCAAGGACAGCGGGGCCCAGGCCAGCGCCUCUGGAGCCUCGCCUUCAGACCCCAGACCGCCUCCAGACCCCAGACCGUCAUCACCAACGCGUCUCUCCCAGAAACCGGUGGCUGCCCCUCGCAAACUUCUCCCUGCCAGGAAAAACAGUUCAGCUGGUGAUGAGCACACGGACACAAAAACCAGUUUUGAAGGCAAGCCGGUGCCGGCUCCAAGGCAGAAAUCCCUCAGAGGCAUUCUGGACCCUCGAUCAUGGCUGCAAGCCCAAGUAUAGGCAGCCUGUGCUGUCUAGAUCCCAGCUGUGAAGAGCAGGUCAGAGGUAUUGUGUGUGUAAUGUUACAUAAUUGUAUAGGUAAAGACCAUGGUGAUUUCCAUGAACCAUUAAUAAGCUAUUAGAUACAGAAAAGCACCUUUUACUAGAGAAUUGAAUUUCUCUUUUACUUCUCAUUUCCAGAAUAUAAAUGAUUUUUUUUUUCUUUCCCCACAGAGCAAAAGAGCAGUUUCUAGACAGUAUCCUAAUUGUUGGAAGGGUUAAUUUAUUCCUAACAUAGUAGCAGGCCAUGAAUAAGCAGUAGGCAGAAGAAAGCCUUGAUGUUUCUUUUGGAGAGAGAUUGUCUAGUAAUGUAGAAUGUGUUAAAUACAAGCCAUAUUCUCAUUGUGAGAAUUUUAAUACUUAAUGGAAUGUUUCAAAGGUUUUAUUCAAACCACAAAUUACAGAAUCCACCCAAGAAAAUUUCCCCUUCAGCUUUCUGGAAUUCUCAUCUAACGGUUCGCUGGCUCCCCUCUAUUGUUUAACUUGAUGGUUUAUAGGCUUGACCUUUUAAAUUCCUGGGAUAAGUUUUAGAAUAUUAAAUUCUUUGUCUUUAAAGGGAAUUAGUAAUCCGCCAUUCAGAGUCAUUUCCUUGAUGAGCCCCGAAAUCCUGUUGACUCUGCCGCUCAUCAGUGAGGCACACGCUUAUUAGUGAGAGAAAUGGAUAUGAAAUGUCCCACAUUGCUCGGCUUGCUGUAUGAUGUUAAUCUCCAUUGUGCCCUCUGGAAUUCGGGGAGGCAAGUAGCUGAUUAAUGUCUUAAAAUUUAUUUAAUACUUAUUUUAAAAGCAGAUGACAGAUUAAAAAAUCAUCAGAAAAGUUGACCAUAGUAAUUUUCAGGAUUAAUCCCUUUUCAGAUUUUUAAUUAGAUUUCCUUUUUUGAGUAAGGGUGGAUGUCUGGUAUUGAUAUUAUUCAUUAAAACUAAUAUUCAGUAAUCACGUUGGCAUCAUUUCCAUAGGAGGUAAUUUCCAUAGCAACUAAUCAUAGUGACCUAAACAGGAUUAUGAAUUGAAUGGGGGAUAAAUAGCGAGAGGAUGAAUAUCUUAAAUGGACAAAAGAAGAAUCCACAUUUUAUAAUAACCCUUUUUGUAAAUAAGAACAGCAGAACGGUUUUAAAAUGUCAUCAGAAUUUCCAAGUAAAACGUCCUAGAAGAUGUCAAGCUCAGUCCUGAGAGUCCAGGACCACCCAAGCCCUAGCUGUCACCAUACGCCAUCAGGCUGUAGGAAGUAAACUACAGAGAGAGGGAUCAGAACGCCAUCGUGUGCAGUGAAUGUCGGGCCCACAAAAGCAUUAAUGGAACCUUUCACCAUUUUUAAGUACUGUUUUGCCUUGUUUUUGUUUUUCAUUCUAACACUGUGUUGUGACUGCUGGGUAAUACAUACACUAUUGCUAGCCCAGGACUCCCAGGAAGAAGUGGGACCCAGGAACAGCGACACAUUAAGUCUCCCUCUGGUGUCACCGUGGUUCAGGUAGAACACCGGGCAGAGACUCCUACACCCACGGAAACCUGAAGAGUAGAUGGAUGUGGGGGUUUUGUGUUUUGUUUUGUUUUUGUUUAACUGAAAGGUUCUCAAAAGUUUUGAUGGUGAUUGUCAUUCCAAUAAAUCAAACCCUUAAGUUCCA
Molecule: messenger RNA, 3669 nt
Organism: Peromyscus leucopus (white-footed mouse)
Lineage: Eukaryota; Metazoa; Chordata; Mammalia; Rodentia; Cricetidae
Gene: Rtkn2
Product: rhotekin 2
Exons: 12
Coding region: 193-2010 (605 amino acids)
Biological process (GO): hemopoiesis; positive regulation of cell population proliferation; signal transduction
Source: RefSeq, a predicted model, not a curated record